AUGCUAGACAAUGAAGUCAUUUCAGCUGCCCAAUGCAGCACGCGGUGGACUCUUUUGCUGUCUUUGUCUACGAGCAGGCAUUUCGGACACUCAGCUCGUACGCUGCAAAACAUUGCAGCAGUGCAUUCUCAGUUCUCUGUUCAUCGGUCUCAACCGCAGCAACGCCCCAUCGCCAGCAUGGCCCCGAAAGCCGUCUUCGUCGAGUUCGAAUUGGAAGUUCGGCAUCCCAACUCAAGCGUCAAGCCUAAAUAUGGAAAGAAAGCCGUCAAUGACACGUGGGCUGCGCUGAACGACGCCGCACGUCGCUCCAUCACGGAAAAGAUCGUCAAGGCAAAGAACGCUGCCACCAGAGCUGAGGAGCAGACCAUCGUCGCUGUAGCCGAUGAUAAACGCUUUUCCUCCGCCAGGCGCAGAUGCACCGCAAUUCUGGGAUGA
Fulvia fulva is the source of this 435-nucleotide messenger RNA. RefSeq lists its product as uncharacterized. Bases 1 to 435 code for a protein of 144 amino acids. The record is from RefSeq and is a predicted model, not a curated record. The transcript has 2 exons. Lineage: Eukaryota; Fungi; Ascomycota; Dothideomycetes; Mycosphaerellales; Mycosphaerellaceae.